Messenger RNA from Kockovaella imperatae, 1054 nucleotides. RefSeq names its product ClpP/crotonase-like domain-containing protein. Gene Ontology annotation, cellular component: mitochondrion. The coding region runs from base 149 to 1015 and encodes 288 amino acids. The transcript is spliced from 11 exons. Lineage: Eukaryota; Fungi; Basidiomycota; Tremellomycetes; Tremellales; Cuniculitremaceae. The record is from RefSeq and is a predicted model, not a curated record. Gene Ontology annotation, molecular function: delta(3,5)-delta(2,4)-dienoyl-CoA isomerase activity.
CAAUCAAUAAAAUUCAACCGCCGUCGACCCGCGACGAACCAAAUGAAAUGCCGCGUCCAAGGAUCAAUAAUAACCUUUCCUUCCUGCUCCUCGGAUCUUGAGUUACGCAUGUACUGAGCUCAGCUCAGAUACGACUCGGGAAUCAGAGAUGGACCUUGCGAAGACCAAAUGGGACUUUCAUCGGUGCUCGCUUCCAUCCGAGGGCGUUUUGCUCGUGGAGUUUGACCGGGCACCAGUGAACGCCUUUCAUGACGAAAUGUGGACAGAGCUCCGACAUGUAAUGCAUCACGCUUCCUUAAAUCCUGGAGUCAGAUGUGUCGUGCUCGCCUCAAAACUGAACAAGGGCUUCACAGCUGGGCUAGAUAUCAAGGAUCAGCUGGCUGCAAUGCAGAAUUAUCCCAAGGAUCCCGGACGACAAGCUCUUGUCCUUCUUGAUCACUUGAGGGAUUUCCAAGAUGCCAUAUCAUCCCUGGCAGAGUGUAGAGCCCCGGUAAUCGCUGCCCUACACGGAAUCUGCUUUGGACUUGGUCUGGAUAUUGCGUCCGCAUGCGACAUCCGCCUAGCCGCGGAGAAUACAACAUUCAGGAUCGCCGAGGUCGACGUUGGCCUAGCAGCGGAUAUUGGUACGCUUCAGCGAUUUCCAAAGAUCAUAGGCAACGACUCGAAGGCUAGAGAGCUAGCUUUGACAGCCAGAUCAUUUGGAGCGCACGAAGCGAAGGAAUUUGGAUUCCUUAGCAAAGUGGUCAAGGGCGAUAGAGAAGCUGUGACGAAAGCUGCACUGGAGGUGGCCAAGCAGAUAGCUGAGAAGAGCCCGAUAGCGGUCCUGAGUACCAAGCACCUGAUGAAUCACGCUCGAGAUCAUUCGGUCCGAGAAGGAUUGGAAUAUACUCAAGCAUGGAACAUGGGCAUGCUGCAGACCGAGGAUGUGUCCAAUGCCAUGAAGGGAGUUCUCAGCAAGAAGCAAGCUCGAUUCGCACCUGUACCCUUAAUCCAACGUGUGAAAGCCAAGUUGUGAGCACGGUCAAAAUCGGCCCCAAGUUGUAUACAAUGCAAA